AGAUCCGGAGGGGCGCUCUCUCCUUUUCUCUUCCUCCUCCUUUACCUCUUUUAUGCCCAAAAUUUUGGGAGAGGAGAGAGGAUUUAGCAGGGCUUGAGCUCCCUCCUCGUGGAUCCGCCGCUGGUUUUUGACCUUUUUACAUUCUCAGAUAUACAGAUCUGACUGAUACUUUCUAAAAAAAGGUUGCAUCACUAGAAUUUAUAGAAAUUAUUGCUCUGAAAGAAAAAAACUAAAUAAUAAAUCUAACGAUGUGGUUGUGUGCACCCAACUUUAAUGAUUUUGAACAUGUUGAUGUUCAAAUUUUGAAAUGUUUAACGGGUACGGGAAAAAGAAACAGAGCCACCGAGGCACUACUCUCUUGCUGCUUGCUGCUUACUCCGCUGCUCUCCUACUUGCAGGUGGACGCGUUCGCAGCGGAGCCGUUCAAGGGCAACCCGGCCGCGGUGUGCCUCCUCGAGGACGCCGCCAAGGCUGCAGACGAGCGAUGGAUGCAGUCCGUCGCCGCCGAGUUCAACGUCUCCCAGACCGCCUUCCUCCUCCGGGACCCCGCCGCCGUCCCACGGUUCCGGCUCCGAUGGUUCGCCCCCUUCACCGAGGUCAACCUCUGCGGGCACGCGACGCUGGCCUCAGCGCACUUCCUCUUCACGUCCGUCCUCGCGAAGCACGAGGCGCUCAUCGAGUUCGUGACCAAGUCGGGGAUUCUCACCGCCAAGAAGGUCCCAGCGCCGGCGAGCACGGGCGCCUCAGGUGAGGGGAAGCUGUUCAUCGAGCUGGACCUCCCCACGAUUGAUUUUGUGGAGUGCGACAACGCUGAGCUGCCGUCCCUCCCCGAGACACUGAACGGGGUUCCCGUCGUCAGCGUUCACAAGUCAGCGACCGUCGGUGACCUCAUUGUGGAACUUUCCUCAGGAAAAGAGGUCGCCGAUAUCAUUCCUAACAUCCAAGAAAUUAAAAAGUGUUACGGCAGAGGAGUUAUUUUUACCGGACCAGCACCUGAUGGAUCUGGUUAUGACUUCUUCACACGUUUCUUCUGCCCAAAAUUUAACAUAGAUGAGGAUCCUGUUUGUGGUAGUGCACACUGUGUUUUGGCACCCUACUGGGCUGGGAAGCUGGGGAAACGAAAACUGACUGCGUUUCAAGCAUCUCCAAGGAGCGGGUCACUAUACCUGGAGUUGGAAGCUGCAGGCAGGAGAGUUCGAAUUCAGGGAGAGGCUGUCACUGUGAUGACUGGUACCCUCGUAGCUUAGCAUCUCCCCAUGUGUGCUCCAAAAUCUGAAGGACAAGGAUCGAUGAACCUGCAGGCA
Messenger RNA from Phragmites australis (common reed), 1304 nucleotides. RefSeq lists its product as uncharacterized. The transcript has 5 exons. The record is from RefSeq and is a predicted model, not a curated record. Gene Ontology annotation, molecular function: isomerase activity. NCBI's taxonomy places the organism in Eukaryota, Viridiplantae, Streptophyta, Magnoliopsida, Poales, Poaceae. Gene Ontology annotation, cellular component: cytoplasm. Bases 249 to 1247 code for a protein of 332 amino acids. Gene Ontology annotation, biological process: biosynthetic process.